AUGGUUGCCUUUCCCUGGUGGGACAUCGAGCCGGUGCUUUAUUUGUGCAGCGUUUCGGCCAUUACAGCUUCCACUUUCAAUUGGAACGUCAAGCAGAUUGUCUCAAUCACGGCCAUUACAGCUUCUACUAUCAAUUGGAACGUCAAGCAGAUCGGCUCAAUCACGGCGACAUGCCCAGGUGUGGUCAACGACUAUCAACAUUGGAUUGGCGUUCGCGCUCCAAACCUCAACCUGGUUUACCAAGUACUAUAAAAGCUUGCUCUUGGUGUUCGUCGACUUAGCGCUGGUGAAUUUCGCCAAGGCGCCAAAAACGUCUCCAGCGAUAGCCUCCCCACAGGCACCCACCACAACGCAGUCCAUGCCGGACCUGCGCUUUGUGCAUACGAUGAAGUGAGGCGGUUCACAUCUUCGCCGGAGACGAGCUGCUAGGCUCGAGCGAUGAAAUAUAAUUCUCCGCUGAAGACGAUGAAGACACAGACGUGGGAGCUGAUAGCGAUGCCCUAGAUGAUUAUAAAGUGAGUGACGCCACAAGCGAUGAAAAAGACUCCGUCGAUUUGUCUGUUGG
This is a messenger RNA of Phytophthora infestans T30-4, 565 nucleotides long. RefSeq lists its product as uncharacterized. The coding region runs from base 1 to 252 and encodes 83 amino acids. Lineage: Eukaryota; Oomycota; Peronosporomycetes; Peronosporales; Peronosporaceae. The transcript has a single exon. The record is from RefSeq and is a predicted model, not a curated record.